AUGGCUGCUGCAUACAACCAGAACCAAUCGCAGCCCAUCUUCCCGGACAGCUAUGUCGGUUUCGACAGCAUCACCAAGCAGAUUGAGCGCAAGUCGGUCAAGCGGGGCUUCCAGUUCAAUGUCAUCUGCGUUGGACAGACUGGUCUCGGCAAGUCGACACUGAUCAACACGCUCUUCGCCUCGCACCUCAUGGACUCCAAGGGCCGCUUCCAGCCCGACGAGGAGGUCCGCAGCACCACCAACAUCCACCCCGUCUCACACAUCAUCGAGGAAAACGGCGUGCGUCUGCGCCUCAACAUCGUCGACACGCCCGGCUACGGCGACCUGAUCAACAACGAGCGCUGCUGGGACCCCAUUGUCAAGUACAUCAAGGACCAGCACAGCGCCUACCUCCGCAAGGAGCUUACCGCCCAGCGUGAGCGCUACCUCCAGGACACGCGCAUCCACUGCUGCCUGUUCUUCAUCCAGCCUUCUGGCCACGCCCUCAAGCCCAUCGACAUUGUUGUCCUCAAGAAGCUUAGCGAGUUUGUCAACGUCGUGCCCGUCAUUGCCAAGAGCGACAGCUUGACCCUGGAGGAGCGUGCCGAGUUCAAGCACAGGAUAAAGGAGGAGUUCCAGUUCCACAACCUGCGCAUGUACCCCUACGACAACGAGGAGGAUGACAACGAGGAAGUCCAGGCAAAGCAGGCCAUUAAGGAACUCCUUCCUUUUGCUGUCGUCGGCUCUGAGAGGACUGUUGUUGUCAACGGCAGGAACGUCCGUGGUCGCCAGAACAAGUGGGGUAUCAUCAACGUCGAGGACGAGAACCACUGCGAAUUCGUCUACCUCCGCAACUUCCUCACCCGCACCCACCUGCAAGACCUGAUCGAGACGACCGCACAAAUCCACUACGAGUCGUUCCGCGCCAAGCAGCUGCUUGCCCUCAAGGAGAGCUCUCACCAGGGCCACUCCUCGCGCCCCAUCUCACCCUCUGCCGACCGCGAGCUCAGCAGGAACAGCCAGCGCAUGACCAUGAACGGGUACUAG
Alternaria triticimaculans is the source of this 1026-nucleotide messenger RNA. RefSeq names its product Septin Spn2 (gene SPN2). The transcript is spliced from 4 exons. Gene Ontology annotation, molecular function: molecular adaptor activity; GTPase activity; GTP binding. The record is from RefSeq and is a predicted model, not a curated record. Gene Ontology annotation, biological process: cytoskeleton-dependent cytokinesis. Lineage: Eukaryota; Fungi; Ascomycota; Dothideomycetes; Pleosporales; Pleosporaceae. Gene Ontology annotation, cellular component: microtubule cytoskeleton; septin complex; cell division site. Bases 1 to 1026 code for a protein of 341 amino acids.